Molecule: messenger RNA, 1617 nt
Organism: Synchytrium microbalum
Lineage: Eukaryota; Fungi; Chytridiomycota; Chytridiomycetes; Synchytriales; Synchytriaceae
Product: isocitrate lyase
Exons: 5
Coding region: 1-1617 (538 amino acids)
Biological process (GO): carboxylic acid metabolic process
Molecular function (GO): isocitrate lyase activity
Source: RefSeq, a predicted model, not a curated record
AUGGCUUCCCAAGCAUACCUAGAAGAAGAGCAACGCAUCUACGACCUCGAGAUCCAGCAAGUCGAAAAAUGGUGGACUAGUGCUCGCUUCAACAAGGUCACCCGUCCUUAUUCAGCAGCUGACGUCGUCCAAAAGAGAGGGACUCUCAAGCAGACCUAUCCUUCAGACCAAAUGGCAAAGAAGCUAUGGACCAUGUUGGAGAAGAACAAGGAUGCCAAAACUGCUACCUUCACUUACGGAGCCUUGGAUCCUGUACAAGUAACUCAGAUGGCAAAGUAUCUAGAAACUGUCUAUGUAUCUGGCUGGCAAUGCUCCUCCACUGCUUCUACUUCAAACGAGCCUGGUCCCGACCUCGCUGACUAUCCCAUGGACACGGUGCCGAACAAGGUGGAACACUUGUUUAUGGCUCAAUGCUUCCAUGACCGAAAACAGCGUGAAGACAGAUUCACAAUGUCUGCUGCUGAACGAGCAAAAACUCCAUUGGUCGAUUACCUCCGUCCUUUGAUUGCCGACGCUGACACUGGUCAUGGUGGUAUCACCGCUGUAGUAAAACUCGCAAAAAUGUUCGUAGAACGAGGUGCUGCUGGUAUUCAUAUAGAAGAUCAAGCUCCUGGUACAAAGAAAUGUGGGCAUAUGGCUGGCAAAGUAUUGGUCCCAAUCUCAGAACACAUCAACCGUCUCAUCGCCAUCCGUCUCCAAUUCGAUAUAAUGGGUGUAGAAAACGUUAUUGUAGCUCGUACCGACGCAGAAGCCGCCACCUUGAUCACUUCCAACAUUGAUAGACGCGAUCAUCCAUUUAUCGUCGGAACCACAAACCCUAAACUAUCUCCACUAGUCUCUGUAUUAGAUGCUGCUCAACUCUCUGGUAAAACAGGUGCUGCAUUGGCCGCUGUAGAAGAAGAAUGGACAAACUCGGCUGGCUUGAUGACUUAUGGUGAAGCUGUCGUCGAAGCUCUGAAAAAAGCUGGAAAGGAAAAUAUGGUUGCUUCCUUCUUGGCCAAAUACGAUCACAUGUCCAAUGAAGAAUCUCGAACCUUGGCCAAAUCAAUGGGUGUCGAUCCAUUCUGGAAUUGUGACGCCUCUAGAGUCCGUGAAGGCUACUUCCAGGCCAAACCAUCCACUAAAUGGUGUAUUGCUCGUCAAGUCGCUUUUGCCCCAUAUGCAGACCUCUUGUGGAUGGAAACAAAGUAUCCAAUUUAUGAGCAAGCAAAGGAAUUCUCAGAAGGUGUCUUGAAGGUCCACCCAUGGGCUAAAUUAGCAUACAACCAAUCGCCUUCCUUCAACUGGGAUGCGUCUGGUAUGACCGAUCAACAGAUGAAGACUUUCAUUGCUGAUUUGGGCAAGUUGGGCUUUGUUUGGCAAUUCAUCACUCUUGCUGGAUUACACUCGAACGCUCUUAUCUCGGAACACUUUGCCCGUGACUUCUCACAACGCGGCAUGCUGGCUUAUGUCGAAACAAUUCAACGACAAGAACGUAAGAAUGGUGUGGAUGUCUUGCAACACCAGAAAUGGUCUGGCGCAAACUACUAUGACAACAUGAUCAAGAGUGUCCAAGGCGGUAUUGCCUCAACUGCUGCUAUGGGCAAGGGUGUGACUGAGGAGCAAUUCAAGCAUUAG